AUGGAGUAUAAAAAUAAAACAGAGGUCACUGAAUUUUUUCUCUGUGGAUUUCCUUCUUUACUUGAACUUCAGAUAAUCCUUUUUAUAUUUUUUUUACUUAUUUAUGUCCUGACUGUAUCUGAAAAUAUCAUAAUCGUUGCCACCGUACAACUUCAUCCCAAACUCCAGAAGCCUAUGUAUUUCUUCCUUAGCAACCUGGCUUUCCUUGAGAUCUGUUAUGUCUCGGUCACCAUUCCGAAUUUAUUAGUAAAUGUCCUGGCAGAGAGGAAAACCAUCUCCUUUUCCGGUUGUAUGACACAGCUCUUCUUUUUCAUUUCUCUUAUGUGCUCAGAAUGUGUUCUCUUAGCAGUAAUGGCAUUUGACCGGUAUGUUGCUGUUUGUCUUCCAUUACAUUAUGUUAAAAUUAUGAGGCAUGAGCUUUGCAUUCAGCUUGCCUUGUCUUCAUGGGUGUCAGGAUUUGCCAUCACUAUUAUAAAGAUGUAUUUUAUAUCCAAACUAUCAUUUUGUGGCCCAAACAUCAUCAACCAUUUUUUCUGUGACAUCUCUCCUGUUCUUAAUCUUGCAUGUAUAGACAUGUCAUUAGCUGAGCUGGUAGACUUCAUCUUAGCUUUGGUUAUUCUUCUCAUCCCAUUAUUGGUGACCACUAUUUCCUAUAUCUGUAUAAUUUACACAAUUUUAAAAAUAUCGUCAACUGAUGGAAGACAAAAGGCAUUUUCGACAUGUGCCUCUCAUCUAACUGUGGUCACCAUCUUUUUUUCAACUACACUUUUUAUGUAUGCAAGGCCCAAAAAAGCCAAAUCAGUGGAUGCAAAUAAGUUGAUAUCUCUUUUGUAUGCUGUUUUCACUCCUAUGAUUAAUCCUUUCAUUUACUGUCUCCGUAACAAAGAAAUAUGGGACACAUUAAUAAAAUAUUUGUGCCACAAAAAAAAAUUCCCAGACCUCUUUUCAGUGUAUAAUAAUACAUAG
Bufo bufo (common toad) is the source of this 966-nucleotide messenger RNA. RefSeq names its product olfactory receptor 6B1-like. Gene Ontology annotation, cellular component: membrane. The transcript has a single exon. Lineage: Eukaryota; Metazoa; Chordata; Amphibia; Anura; Bufonidae. The record is from RefSeq and is a predicted model, not a curated record. Gene Ontology annotation, biological process: G protein-coupled receptor signaling pathway. Gene Ontology annotation, molecular function: G protein-coupled receptor activity; olfactory receptor activity. Bases 1 to 966 code for a protein of 321 amino acids.